AUGCCGCAGGAGCAACAGACCACUUUCCCUGACCCUGAUAGACCUGACAUAUGGUACCACCUGUUUGAGCCCCCCACACCUGCUUCUGGAACACACCACGUCUUUGCUGUCUCGCUCAUUUCGACCCCGCCACCCAUUGCGAACUCUGCCUCUAUCAUAGGCUGGCUUCCCGCUGAACAUCCGUCUGGUCAACAAGAAGCCGGUGUGAGUGAUUUUGUGGAGAAUCCAACGUUCCGCAAUAUAUUGCAUGAGGGCAUUAAACAAGGUCUGGCUGAAGGAGUAGACGAUAUCCAGAUUCAAGGGGCCAUACAAUUGCGUGAAGGGUGGAUGCACAUCAAUGAUCAGCGCAAUGUGCCAGCGCUUGGGCGCAUCGGUGACCCUGAUGACAUUCUCGGCUCUGUGCGGGUUGAGGAAGGGAAGAUCAAAGCCGAGACGUACGAAGCUAUGCCUGCAUAUCGACUUUGUACCUCGGAUGGUGUUGUACAACUGACCGAGGGGCUUGCUGGUAAACUACGGCAGAUCUUAGAAGAGCGCAUUCGCAGAGAGACGCGAUGA
This is a messenger RNA of Peniophora sp. CBMAI 1063, 555 nucleotides long. The record is from the annotation of a GenBank genome assembly. Lineage: Eukaryota; Fungi; Basidiomycota; Agaricomycetes; Russulales; Peniophoraceae.